Molecule: messenger RNA, 9080 nt
Organism: Podarcis muralis (Common wall lizard)
Lineage: Eukaryota; Metazoa; Chordata; Lepidosauria; Squamata; Lacertidae
Gene: IGF2R
Product: insulin like growth factor 2 receptor
Biological process (GO): lysosomal transport
Cellular component (GO): late endosome; trans-Golgi network; plasma membrane
Molecular function (GO): D-mannose binding; signaling receptor activity; insulin-like growth factor binding
Source: RefSeq, a predicted model, not a curated record
GACAGGCGCGGGGCGGGUCACAUGAGCGGCUCUGGCGUGUGUUGGGGAAGGAGUCACAUGACCCGCUUGCCUGUUCUCUCCCGUCUUCUCGACCAUGUCAGCGGAGUAGCCCCGGAAGCUGCACCGAGUUCCCCGAGCCCCGCCAUGAGACGCGACCGCGCCUGGGCCCCGGCUGGGGGGCCUCGCCCGCUCCAGGUUUCCUCGCCUGGGGCUCGACCCGGGUUCUCCCUCGUCCUGCUGCUCCUCGCCAUCGUCCUCCCGAGUCAGCAGGGAGGCAGCGCCGCCGCCGCCGCCGCGGCCCAGGGCAGCUUCAGCUACCAGGAGCUGUGCCGUUACACGUGGGAAGCUGUUGAUCCAGAUAAAGUACACUACAAAAUAAACCUCUGUGGUAGUGCCACAGGCUGUGGAGGGUCGAGUACCAUUUGUGCAUACGACAUAAAAAGCAAUGCCAGUUUCUCAGUAGGGGAUUCCUCGUUGAUGAGAAGUUCUAAACUGCUCUUGGAGUUCAACACUACACAGACUUGUAGACAGCAAGGAACCGAGCACAAAUUACAAAGCAACAUUAAUUUCUAUUGCGGGAAGACUCUGGGUUCCCCAGAGUUUGUGACUUCAACCAGUUGUGUGCACUACUUUGAAUGGAAGACAUAUGUGGCCUGCAAGAAAGAUUUGUUCAAACCAACUGAAGAGGUGCCUUGUUACGUAUUUGAUGGAGACUUGAGGAAACGUGACUUGAACCCACUGAUUAAAACUUCUGGAGGAUACUUGGUAGAGGACUCGGAUGAUGACGUGGAGCUCUACAUCAACGUCUGUAGAAACAUAGGAAAGUCCUCUGUUGAAGGCAAGGGUUGUCCAGAGGGAAGUUCAGCUUGCCUGUUGAAGGAUGGUCAUGCAUUUGACCUGGGACAUCCUAAAGAACAACUCAAGCAGCUUGAUAAAAACAGGCUUUCCCUGAGAUACGAACGCAAAAUUAGCAAUGCAAAUGAGAGGCCUGACUUCUGUGGUGACCAUGAUCCAGCAGUGACUGUUACUUUUGUGUGCCCAGAGGGGAGGAAAAAAGAGGUGACAAGUCCCAGACUCACUGCUCAAAGUAACUGCCAGUACGAGAUUGAAUGGGUUACAGAGUCUGCCUGUCACAGAGACUACCUAGAGAGUAACAACUGUGUCCUGACCAGCAAGCAGCAUGGUAUCUAUGUGAAUUUGACACCCCUCAAACAAAUUCCAGCGUAUGUCACACCUUACGUUGCUAAAGAUAGAGAAGAGUAUUCCUAUUAUCUGAAUGUAUGUGGCAAAGCAGCUGGAGGCUACUGCAGUGAUGCCAAUGCUUCGGCGUGCCAGGUCAAACAUGCAGCUGUUCCUCAGCAGAAAGUGGCAGGAAGGUUUACCCACCAAACUCUCAGGUAUGCUGAUGGAGACCUCAUUCUGACAUACCCAGGAGGAGAUCCUUGCAGCUCUGGAUUUGAGCGAAUGACUGUCAUAAACUUUGAAUGCAAUCAUACGGCAGACAAUGAUGGCAAAGGAAGCCCAGUGUUUACAGGAGAAACAGACUGCUCAUACUUCUUCACCUGGGAGACCAAAUAUGCAUGUGUAGCAAAAGAAGAUCUUCCUUGUAUGGUUACAGACAAAAGGAAACGCUAUGACUUGACACGGUUGAUUCGUCAUUCUGAGUUAGAGCAGAAUUGGGAAGCUGUAGACGGUAACCCUGUGGAAACAGAAAAGAAACGUUUUUUCAUAAACGUCUGUCACCAAGUUCUUCAGAAAGGAGGGGCAGUGAACUGUUCAGAAGAGGCAUCUGUUUGCUCAGUUGGUGAAGACAAUAGCACAAAAAACCUAGGGACGUUUAUGUCUGCUCCCACAAAAGUUGGAGAGAAUAUCCAGCUUUACUAUUCGGGUGGCGAUGAGUGUCGACCAAAAAAGACAAUUGAAACAAAGAUACUCCUCAUAUGCAAGCCAGGUGACCUGGAAAGUGCUCCUGUUUUGAUAAGUUCUGGGUACGACGGGUGCCUGUAUGAGUUCGAAUGGCACACUGCUGCUGCCUGUGUCCUGUCUCAAACAAAAGGUGACCAGUGCAGAGUCUCUGACUCUCAAGCAGGGUUCUCUUUUGACUUAUCACCUUUGAUGCAUCACACUUACACAGCAAACACAAGUGACUAUACUUUCUACAUCAGUAUUUGUGGCAACGUGUCAAACCAGUUGUGUGCAUCACAGUCUGCGGCAUGUCAAGUGAAGAAAAAUGGUAAGGACACAUGGAGUCUGGGGUUGCCCAGUUCUGAGCUCUCCUAUUAUGAUGGAAUGAUUCAAUUGAACUAUCGAAAUGGCACACCGUACAACAACGAGAAGCACAUGCAACGGUCUACCCAUAUUACCUUCCUGUGUGAUCGUGGUGCAGGCGCAGGUUCACCUGAAUAUCAAGCAGAAGACAACUUCACUUACAACUUCAGGUGGUAUACUCAAUAUGCCUGCCCAGAAAUACCCACAGAAUGUGUUGUCACAGAUCCACAAACCAUGAAGCAAUAUGAUCUUUCACGUUUAUCAUUGUCUGCAGACAGGGAUAAUUGGCAGGCAGUGGACAAUUCUGAGCAGGGUCCACGCAAAAUAUACUACAUAAAUGUCUGCCGACCUUUGAACCCCAUCUCAGGCUGUGACAGGCGGGCAUCUGUCUGUGAAAUGACGUACAGCAAGAGUGGUUCGCUUGAAGUUUCCAUCAGCAAUGUGGGGAUUGCCCAACAAGAACCUGUGGUUGAAGGCCCUGGCAAAAUCCUCCUAAAUUAUACCGGUGGCUCUUUGUGCAUCACGGCGGAGGGUAAGAGUGAGCCUUUCACAAGCCUUGUCCAUCUCGUCUGCUCCAAGGCCACUCUCAGUAGUAGCCCAAGAUUCAUUGAGAUGAAAGAAUGUGUUGCAGUUUUCCUGUGGGAAACGGAAGCUGCUUGUCCCGUCACAACUGCAGCAGGGGAUGCUCAGAGCUGCACUGUAAAAGAUCCCAACAGUGACUUUGUGUUUAACCUGGAACCGUUGGCUUCAGAAAAAAAAUACAUAGCCAUGGGAAUUGGGAAGUCCUACAUGCUAAACAUUUGUGGACCAGCGGAGGAAUGUGCAGUUAACAGUAGCCUGGCAGCUGCUGACACAAUUGGUGGAUGUGAAACAGAAGAUCUGAAACACAUUCGUUUGGUGAAACUGAACAAAACUCUUCAGCUGUCUACCGAAGGAGAACUGUCUCUUAAAUACACAGGAAUCAAUGACACUUUCACUGUGACCUUUAUCUGCAAUCAAUCCUCCUACCCCGGACAACUCAGAUUUGUGCAUGAAGAGAUUAACUCUGCACGUAGAAUUUAUAAUACUUUCUUUGAGUUUCACACGGCCUUAGCCUGCCCACCUUCUCCAGUUGAUUGUCAAGUUACUGAUUCAGCUGGUAAUGAGUAUGACCUGAGUGACUUAAGCAGAGCAAGUGAGCCUUGGCUUGCCCUGGAUACAUCAAAAGAUGCAAAAGGAAGAACUUUCUUUCUAAGUGUUUGCAAGCGCCUUCCCCCCAUCCCAGGGUGCCCUGGUGGUAUAAUUGGAUCUUGUGUGAAAUACGCGGACAAAGGUCAGAGUCUUGGCAUGAUUCACAUGCGUCCUCAGGCUGCCGCUGAUGGGUCCCUUAGUAUCGUGUACUCAAGUGGGGACACGUGCAAAGGUAACAGGCAGUACUCAACGCGGAUCAUCUUCCAGUGUGAUCAAAGUAUGGGAUCACCAGUGUUUCAACAUGAAGACGACUGUGAGUUUGUGUUUCUUUGGAGAACAGUAGCAGCUUGUCCUGUGCACAGGGUGGAGGGUGAGAACUGUCAAGUAAAAGAUCCAAGGUAUGGUCAUGUGUAUGAUCUGACACCACUUCGUGGGAAGGAUGUGAAAGUGAGCACUGAGGAAUAUGACUACUACUUCAGAGUCUGUGAUGGAUUAACAGUGGGGAAGUGCAAAGAACCAGGAACAACUGCAGAUGUUGUGUCGGCAUGUCAAAUUAAGAAACGAGACCCCAGCUUUAAAAAAAUAGCAGGUUUGAAAACUACAAAGCUGACAUACGAAAAUGGAUUAAUCAAAAUUAACUACACCCACGGGGAGACAUGCCACAAGGUAUAUCAGCGGUCAACAGCCAUAUUGUUCUAUUGUGAUCCUGAAAGUAAUUCGCAGCCAGUGUUUCUGAAGGAAAUGGAGGAUUGCACCUAUUUGUUUGAGUGGCACACUCCUCUUGCCUGCCCACCUUCCAGGUCUAUCGAGUGCUCCUAUAAAGACAGUACCGGCAACUCAUACGAUCUCUCCUCUCUGACACGGCAUAAGGAGAACUGGGAAGCCAUUUCAAUGACUAACUCUACUCAAAAAUACUACAUUAACGUCUGUAAAUCUCUGGUGCCACAUCGAGGAGCGGAUUUCUGUUCACCGGAUUCUGCAGCCUGCCUAAUGGAUGGGUCCAAGUAUAUAAACUUGGGUGAGGUGUCUGAGGGAAUCCAAUGGCAAAAUGGCAUUUUCGUUAUUAAAUACAUCAAUGGUGAGAAGUGUCCAGACCAGAUCAGGAAGAAGUCUACAAUAAUCCGCUUCAAGUGUGACGGAAAUGCAGUUGAUUCCAAGCCUGAACUUAUAACAGCCAUUGAGGAUUGUGAAUAUACUUUUAUAUGGUUCACGGCUGCUGCAUGUCCUCUGAAAACCAACGUGCACAACAAUUGCACAGUAUCCAACCCUCUUACAGGCCAUCUCUUUGACCUUAAUUCUUUAAAGAGGCAGGAUGGUUAUACUGUCCCUGAUUACAGGAACCAGAGAAUAUUGCAACUGAGUGUGUGUGAUGAAGCCAGAGGUCCAUGUGGCAGUGGAGUUGGUGUCUGUGUCACUGGUGGCCAUCAGCAACCAGUCAGUGCUGGAAGACUGACCAAAGCAUUAACUUAUGAAGAUGGAGUUUUGAAACUUAGCUACAGCGGAGGAGAGUCCUGCCCUGCAAAUCCUGACCUGAAGUAUACAAGCUAUUUCAGCUUUGUGUGCAGGCCUGAUGCUGGGCCAGGUAGCCAGCCCUUCCUUGUCUCCUUCGAUGAGGCGGCAUGUGCCUAUUAUUUCUCUUGGCAUACGGCUUUAGCUUGUGAAGAAGAGAGUCCGGUGGAAUGCUCAGUUACAAAUGGCAGCACAGUAAUUGACCUCUCUCCUUUGAUACAUCGGACGGGCUCCUAUGAGGCAUUUGAUGAGACGUUCGAUGAUUCCUCUGACCUUACUCCAGAUUUCUAUAUAAAUAUUUGCCGCCCGUUGAAUUCCAUCAAAGAUGUCAACUGCCCACCUGGAGCAGCCGUCUGCAUGGUUCCAGUUACUGGUCCCCCUAUAGAUAUUGGCCGUAUUACUUCGCCUCCCAAGCUCAACCCUGCAACACGUGAAGUUUACAUGGCUUUUAACAGUAGCACUCCUUGUCUGGAAGAUAAAAGUCUCAAGUAUUCUUCUCUCAUUGUGUUCCAUUGCAGCAGAGGGACAGAUCUGGGAAAGCCAAAAAUGAUAGGGCAGUCCACCUGCGAAUACAUAUUCGAAUGGAGCACUCCAGUUGUUUGCCCUGAUAAAGUGGACGUCUCGGGCUGCUCGGUGGCUGAUGAGCAGCUGCACUACACUUUCAACCUAUCCAGACUUUCUGCAAAGCCUUACCAGAUCUCUGCUGGGUCCAAGAAUUACCACCUAGGGGUGUGUUCUGGUGCUGCUGGUGUGCCCCAAGGAAAGUGCAAAGAUGCAGCAGUGUGCCUGGUCUCGGGCAACAGUGCCGUCUCCUUUGGCAACAGAAAUGAAAGGAAAAUGGACUACCGGCAUCAAGAUGAAGCUGUCAUUUUGCAGUAUACGGGUGGUGAUGAGUGCCCUCCAGUGACUGAUCUGGACGAGCUUUGUGUCUUCCCUUUCCAAUACAAUGGUAAAACGUACGACACAUGUAUUCAGGAGGGACGAGAGCGGCCAUGGUGUGCCACUACAAAUAACUUUGCAAGAGACAAAAAAUGGGGUUUCUGUGUCAACGGAAAUGGCCGCCGGGAAUCAACUAUUAUUUUCAAGUGUGAUGACAACGCUGAUGAUGGGAGCCCUCAACUACUGAGUGAGACAAAUGGCUGUGCAGUGACAUUUGAAUGGAAGACGCAAGUUGUGUGUCCGCCCAGGAAAAUGGAGUGCAAGUUUAUUCAGAAGCACAAAACUUACGAUUUGAGAGUGCUUUCCUCCCUCACGGGAUCUUGGAUCUUUGCUGACAAGACCAGCUCUUACUACAUGAAUCUCUGUCAAAGAGUCCACGAAGGACCCACAGGUUGCCCAGAACGAGCAAGUGUUUGCCGGAGAAGUCAGAACGGGGCUGUGCAGGUUCUGGGAUUAGUACAUACUCAGAAACUAAAUGUAACAGAUGAUAGAAUCCUUGUCAGUUACUCCAACGGCCAUGAAUGUCCACAGAGGAACAAAAAAGCAACCACCGUGAUAGAACUGAAAUGUGGAAAAACAGUUGGCAUGCCAAGGUUUAAUAGGAUUGAUGAAGAAAACUGUGCCUACUACAUCACAUGGGAAACUCGGGCUGCUUGCGCUGUGAAACCCCAGGAAGUAACAAUGAAGAAUGGCACAAUCAUAAAUCCAGUGACAGGGAAGAAUUUCAGUCUGGGCAAUAUAUAUUACAAAUUAUACAAUGCUUCCGGUGAUAUAAGAGCAAAUGGUGACACCUACAUUUAUGAAAUUCAGCUUUCUGCCAUCACUGGUUCAAAGCACCAUGAAUGCUCUGGAGCCAACAUAUGUCAAGUUAAAACAUCAGAUACCCAUUUUAGGAAAAUUGGAUCUUCUAACAAGGCUAAAUAUCAUGUUCAGGAUGGUGAUUUGGAUGUCGUGUUCUCCUCAGAGUCCCAAUGUGGGAGAGACAAAACAAAAUUUGCAUCUUCAACCAUUUUCUUCCACUGCAGCCAGCAGGCCAAGGAAGGCAUCCCCCGAUUCCUUCAUGAGUCGUCAGAUUGCCAGUACUUGUUUACCUGGUACACCUCGGCAGUCUGUCCCUUGGUAAGCUCCGAGCCAACAAACAAUGAAACAUUUGUAGAAGAAAUUUAUAAAGGCCUUUCAGGAAGAAGCCAAGCGGUUGGUGCCAUACUGAGUUUGCUCCUUGUGGUCCUUACAGCAUGCCUAGUUAUCCUGUUACUUCAUAAAAAGGAAAGACGAGAGACCAUGAAGCAAAAGAUAGCCAACUGCUGUCGGAGAACAUCUAAUGUUUCCUAUAAGUAUACAAAGAUAAGCACUGAAGAACUGAACGAGAACGAAAUGGAAUGGCUCAUGGAGGAGGUAGCUGCACCCAACCAGAAGUCAGGAAACGAAGGGCACGAAAACGGCCACAUCACCAGCAAAGUAGUUAAGUCGGAUGCUCUCACUUCUCUUCAUGUGGAUGAUAUGGACAGCGAGGAUGAAGUCCUCACAAUACCAGAGGUGAAGAUUCAUUCUGCGAGGGGCGUCCAGUCUAGUAGGCUUCCUCAUGACAAGACCCUUAACCUCCCAAGCAGCGAUAAGCCUGGCCUGCUCAAUGGCAACAAGAAUAGCAAAGGCAGCACCGCUUUUGGCCAACGGAAGCUACAGAACUCAGUGAAGACAGCUUCCUUUCAUGAUGACAGCGAUGAGGACCUGUUGAACGUUUAACCUUCAUUGUGCCUAAUCAAAAUGCCAUGUGUGUGUGUACAUAUAUAUAUAUAAAGGUGGGACAAACAAAAUACUUCCAACCAAAUACGAAGACUUUAGCUGCAGAUGCCUUUUGCAAGGGGGUGUUUCAAAGGGAAGGUGGGAGGAGGAAAGAAGGGUCAAUCCUAGUUGUUUACAAUGGUCUGUUUAGUGAUUACUGGAUUUCUAGCAUCCACCUGAAUGAAUUGUGGCAAUUCUUCUCCUCAGCCAGGAUUUGCACUCUCCCCGUUCUGUAGAUUGUAGAGGCUUCAUAAGGCUUCCAAAAGGUAGGCUCAGAUCUGAACGAAGUCCCCUCACCUUCAAGACGAGACUUGCAUUUUAACACUCUUAUUUUUAUUUAUUGUUCUCGGUACUCAGGUUCAUGAAAAUAAUAAUAAGCAACUUGCUCUUCCUGCAGGCCAGGGUGUUUGUGUUACAGAUUCACCCCAUCACAUGAAAUGGAGAUGAGGGGUCCUCUGUAUGUUUGCUGGGUUGUUUUGAUGUACAUUUUGGAGCUGGUCUGUUUAAACUUGCCUGUACAUUUGAUUUCCCGUAUCCUAACUUAAAAUGCAUUAUGAUUUGAAAAGUGUUUUUACUGGAAGGUACAAAUCUUCAUAGCUUUAGCCUUGAACAGUGGCUGUUCGUUGCAUGUUGAGUCUCUUUUUGGGGGGUGGGGUUAGCCAAUCACAUUAAGUCAUUCAUCAGUAUUUACGAAACUUUUGGUGAAAUAACCCAGAGCUCUCCUUUAGCUUUGCUGUUUCUUUCGAAGAGCAGUAAGGAAGGCAGAUGUUCACUGUUAUAAUUCCUCCUUAUGUUGUCAUGAUGAGAAGAACACUGUACCUCUUUUGAAAUGCGAUCCUGCUUCAGGGGCUGUAGAAGGCAGGGGGAACCCUGUCCCUUUUGGGAAAUGGCCCUUCUGGAAGAGUCUCCUAACCCUACCAUAUGGAACUAAUUUAUUCCAAGCCAAGCUAUGGAAUUUCUAGAACAUCAGCUUCACUGCCCUGGGAGAUGUAUGCCUGCUCAAAGCCACCGGCCAACAGAAGCCUUAAUUGCACAGACACAAACUUGAAUUUUGGCAGACACUGUGUGUGGACACUGAGAGGCAACAAAUGUUUUUUGGGUAAUAUCACUGAACAUCCAGGUCAGUUUUGCCUGCUGGAGCCGCUGAAAUUAAAGUGUUGUUGGCAACAUUGAAUGAAGAUCUCCCUAUAGCUAUUGACAUCUACUCUGUUUCUGACGGAUCUCACGGGCAAAGAGCAAGUUUCUAUGGACAAUGCACCAGUAUUUAACACUGGCUAGAAGCUCUUCCUUGUUUAUACCUUUUCCUAUUUACACUGGUUUGCUUAAGGUUGGCUUCCACUUAGGAAUCUGAUUUAAUGUAACAAAAAGUGUUCAAAUGAUUUCAAUAAAAGCUAAAUUAUGUUUCCCAGGAA